Messenger RNA from Clavispora lusitaniae ATCC 42720, 321 nucleotides. RefSeq lists its product as uncharacterized. Lineage: Eukaryota; Fungi; Ascomycota; Pichiomycetes; Serinales; Metschnikowiaceae. The record is from RefSeq and is a predicted model, not a curated record.
AUGUUCUCCAGAGUCAACGCCCGCCAGGCUCUUCGUGUGGCCAAAAGAUUCCAGUCACAUGCUGCUCCAGAGACUAAAUCGGCCCCAUUCAACAACAAAUACAACUUCAACAUAAAUCCACCUCCAGUGCAUCAGUACUGGAACAUCCGUAAUGCUUCGGUCCUUUUUGCAUUUGUUCCGCUUUAUCUUGCAGUCGGCUACUUGGGCAAAUACACUGGAGCCAACUUGUAUGGUUUUGAAGCAUUGUUGGACUUUGCUGACUCUGAAAAAUCUCCAAUGAAGGAACUCAAGUUUGGUGAGCCACAACAGUUGAAGAAAUAA